Trichomonas vaginalis G3 is the source of this 393-nucleotide messenger RNA. RefSeq lists its product as uncharacterized. Bases 1 to 393 code for a protein of 130 amino acids. Lineage: Eukaryota; Parabasalia; Trichomonadida; Trichomonadidae. The record is from RefSeq and is a predicted model, not a curated record. The transcript has a single exon.
AUGGAUCAAAGCAGCUCGACGGAUGAGAUAUUAAAAAAGCUCGAAGUGGCCGAGUCAAUGCUAGAUGAAUGGGAAAACAGAAUCAAAAUAGAGGAGCUUGAAUUAGAAAAACUGGAAGAGAAAAACGAAACUUUAAAGCAAAAAUCAAAAGAAUGCGAACAAGCAUCAAAAUCAUGCGGAGAAAUUUUAUCAAGAGAUAUAGAAAAUUACGGUAAAAAUCUAAAAAUUUCAGAUUUUAUGAAACUCAUUCAGGAAAUUGAUGAAAUCAUUCAAGAAAUUGAUUCAAAAAUAGACUUAAAAUACAGACCACAUGUUCUCAUAAGCGUUGAGCUUAAGAAAAUAGAAAAGGAAUAUAAACAAAUAUUAGAUAGAGUAAAGUCGGCGAACAAAUAG